Molecule: messenger RNA, 1819 nt
Organism: Panicum virgatum (switchgrass)
Lineage: Eukaryota; Viridiplantae; Streptophyta; Magnoliopsida; Poales; Poaceae
Exons: 16
Coding region: 85-1557 (490 amino acids)
Source: RefSeq, a predicted model, not a curated record
AGAAAGUGAUAGAAUCGUGGCGCUGUGGCCCAAAAAAGCUGCGGAGCUGCCAGCGGAGGGGCAGAUAGCAAGCUGUUUGGCGAAAUGCCGCCAUGGCCGCCGUGUCUCCUGCCCACCCUCGCCACCGCUCGCCUCGCCACCGGCUUCUCCUUCUCCAGGAGCAGGAGGAGACACCUCUCCUCCUCCUCAACCCCCGCCUUCGUCUGCGCAACCCCGGGUGACAACGCCCACGAGCAGCAGGGGGACAACGAGGAGCAGUCGUUGGUCGUGGUGGGCGGCGGCGCGGCGGGGGUCUACGCCUCCAUAAGUGCCAAGACCCUGGCGCCCCGCCUCAGCGUCGUCGUCAUCGAGAAAGGGAGGUUCUUGUCCAAGGUCAAGGUCUCCGGCGGUGGCCGCUGCAACGAGACCAAUGGCCAUCAUCUUGAGCCCAUGGGACUGGUCAGAAAUUAUCCUAGGGGGAACAAGGAGCUCAGAGGAUCUUUCUUUGCCACACAUGGCCCGCAGGAUACCAUGCGUUGGUUCACAGACCAUGGUGUGGAGCUUAAGACGGAAGAUGAUGGAAGAGUCUUUCCUGUCACUGACAAUUCAGCUUCAGUAGUAGACUGCCUGCUGAACGAAGCUAGGAGACUUGGAGUUUCUCUGCAGGCUGGCAAAGCUGUGUCUAGUGCAUCUGUCACUCAGCAUGGAAAGUUUGUCCUCAAGGUUGAGAAGUGUACUGCUGAUCUUGUUGAUUACAUCAAUGCUAACUAUGUCUUGGUUGCUACAGGUAGCAGCCAGCAGGGCUAUUCAAUUGCUGCACAACUUGGCCACUCCAUUAUUUCACCAGUGCCCAGCUUAUUCACAUUUAAGGUCGCAGACAAGAGAUUGGCUGAUCUUGCUGGGGUUACAUUUCCAGUAGUCAAAGCAAAAUUGAAGCUAGAUGGCGUGCAAAAAAAUGUUCCGGAAUUAACUCAGACUGGGCCUAAGUUACACACUGGGGGGCUUAGUGGUCCGGUUGUUCUGCGUUUGUCUGCAUGGGGAGCACGUGAACUACAUCAGUGCAACUACCAAGGAAAGCUUAUGGUUGACUUCAUACCUGAUAUCCAUAUUGAGGACGUGAAGGGCAUCCUGUUCCGCUACAAAGAUCAGCAUGCGAAGCACAAAGUAAAUAACAUCUUUCCCAUGGAGUUUGGGCUAGUGAAGAGAUUUUGGAGAUUCCUGCUAGAACAGAGUAUAAAUGGUGAUAUGUACUGGGCCUCGAUGCCAAAUAAUCAUCUAAGUGCAAUAGCUGUUCGGUUAAAACAAUGGAUGUUUGAUGUUGUUGGGAAGGGACAAUUUAAAGAUGAAUUUGUGACUGCCGGAGGUGUUCCAAUUUCAGAGAUAUCGCUUGGCACAAUGGAAAGCAAGAAACAACCAAAUCUGUUCUUUGCUGGAGAGGUACUUAAUGUCGACGGGGUAACUGGCGGUUUCAAUUUUCAGAAUGCAUGGACUGGUGGGUACAUAGCUGGGACAAGCAUAGCCACAUUGGCAUUGACAAGCAAUCUCAAAGAGCCACAAUCGUUCUUCCAACUAGAAUAAUCAUAGAAGAAAAUGUGGAUUGAGUGAUGAAAGAAUCUUCUUAUCAUCUGCGGGCUGCGGCGAUGAUUCAGGGAUAUCACUAAUUUUGAGGAUAUCCAAGAUAACCAAGAUUAGUGAGUUACAUACAUUUGAUAGCAGAUGAUAACAUUAGCCUAACAUAGGGUCAAUGUAGAGUUAAUCUGGAAGGAUAGUAGUUACAAUCUAGUUGAACAAGCUGUGAGUUGUACUUGACUGAUCAAAAUGCAAAUGGAGCAAUGUUCUU